GUAAAACUGAGACAGGAAUAUUCUCCUUUCGAUUACGAACUCUCGUAUCAACAUUUAGUUAAUUCCCAUAUAAUCAUAUCAGUAAUUUAUUCAGAAACUCCAGUGAACACCUUAAUGUUCAGGCGCAGCAAUGAAGUUUAUUUGUGUGACUCUGCUGAUUAUUAGUGGAAUUACAGAUUCAAGAUCAGAGCAGUAUGAAGUAGUGGGACCUGCAGGUCCUGUAUUUGCUGUAGCUGGUGAAGAUGUGAUUCUGCCCUGUUCAGUCAAACCCAACAUUAGUGUUGUGGACAUGAGAGUGGAGUGGUUUAGACUUGAUCUGAAAGACUCACCACUAGUGCAUCUCUAUGAGGAUCAUGUAGACAAAAACACAAAUCAGAUUCAGUCCUACAGAGGCAGAACAAAACUGAAUCAUCAAGAACUACAGAGAGGAAAUACAUCACUCAAACUUUCAUCAGUCCGAGUCUCUGAUGAAGGACUUUAUAAGUGUUUUAUUCAGUCCAAAUCCUGGUCUGAUGAUGCCACUGUUAAUGUCAAUAUUGAAGCUGUAGGACGUCCUCCAGUGAUCACUGUAGAUGGGUUUGAUCAUUCAGGAGGACUUCAUCUACUGUGUGAAUCUGAAGGUUGGUAUCCUGAACCUGAUCUUGAGUGGCUGAACAGUGAAGGAGUCAGUUUGAGUUCAGAAACUACAGAGACACACAGAAAUGAAGACAGAUUCAGUGUGAAACACACCAUCACUGUACAUCACAGAGACGGCAAGAUUCACUGCAGAGUCAAACUGAGACAUCACGUGCUGGAAACACAGAUUAUCACCACAAGUAAAAGGUUUAGUUCUUGGAGGACAUCAAUCAUCCUGAUUUCAGUAGCUGCUGUGCUCAGUGUGAUUGCUGGAAUACUGAUAGCUGUGUUUGCUCAUAAAAUCAGAGAACACAUUCAACUACAGGAUGAACACAGUCAAUUACAGAAUAAACACAGUCGAGUACAGAAUGAACACAGUCAACUAAAGAAUGAACACAGUCAACUACAGGAUGAACACAGUCAACUACAGAAUGAACACAGUCAACUAAAGAAUGAACACAGUCAACUACAGGAUGAACACAGUCAACUACAGAAUGAACACAGUCAACUACAGAAUGAACACAGUCAACUACAGAAUGAACACAGUCAACUACAGAAUGAACACAGUCAACUACAGAAUGAACUCAGUCAACUACAGGAUGAGAAGAAGAGAAUACAACAUGUUUCUGAAUUUUCUUUAGAACAUGAUCAACUUUUGAAGACAAUUCUACCUAAAGCUCCCACAUAUUUAAGAUCAUACAAGGUGAAUGUGAUUCUGGAUGCUGAUACGGCUCAUCCACAUCUCAUCGUGUCUGAUGAUGGAAAACAAGUGAGAUCUGGAAACACACAAACGAAAGGAAAAGGAAAAGACAGAUUUGAUGAAUAUCUUGGUGUUCUUGGGAAGGAUGGAUUCUCCUCAGGGUGUUUUUACUUUGAGGUUCAGGUGAAGGGACAAACUAAGUGGGAUUUAGGAGUGACCAGAGAAUCUGUUAACAGGAAGGGUUUGAUCCGUCUGAGUCCUGACAAUGGAUACUGGAUUGUGGGACGGAGAGAUGGGGAGUAUCAAGCUUGUGAUUCUUCUGUUGACUCUCUUUCUCUGAGUGUGAAUCCUCAGAGGGUCGGUGUGUUUGUGGAUUAUGAGAAGGGUCUCGUCUGCUUUUAUGAUGUGGAGUCCAUGUCUCAUAUCUACUCUUACACUGAUCAGUGUUUUAAUGAGAAACUCUAUCCAUUUGUUUGUUUGGGGUAUGAAAAUGAAAACUCCACACCACUGAUCAUCUGUGAUGAUUACUAAUGAGAUCAGUGAAUUUACAUGAUCAACUGAAAUAAAAGAAAAUUCAAUAAAAAUGGUAACAGCAAUAACUAGAUAGUAAAGUUUGUUUGAGAA
Labeo rohita (rohu) is the source of this 1939-nucleotide messenger RNA. RefSeq names its product butyrophilin subfamily 1 member A1-like. The record is from RefSeq and is a predicted model, not a curated record. NCBI's taxonomy places the organism in Eukaryota, Metazoa, Chordata, Actinopteri, Cypriniformes, Cyprinidae. Gene Ontology annotation, molecular function: protein binding.